Molecule: messenger RNA, 840 nt
Organism: Carassius carassius (crucian carp)
Lineage: Eukaryota; Metazoa; Chordata; Actinopteri; Cypriniformes; Cyprinidae
Gene: srek1ip1
Product: SREK1-interacting protein 1
Exons: 5
Coding region: 265-738 (157 amino acids)
Molecular function (GO): nucleic acid binding; zinc ion binding
Source: RefSeq, a predicted model, not a curated record
UUAUAAAACUUCUUGGACAGGUUUUCAUUUAGCGUCCUUAAAGUCUGUUCUCUUUACACCAUUGAGCUCUUUAUUUGUUAUCUCGCUGCCGAACGAGUCUGUAAGUGGAACCACAGAGUAACUUCCUCGACGUUUCCAGUCGGAGCCUUUUACCCAGCGGAUCGGUUUCACGGUCUAUGGGUUUGAAGAGCGGUGGAGCAAAAACAAACGAGUUGUUUUGUUUUGAUCUCUUAUAAUUUAAAUUAAUAAACUGUCGAUGGUGUCAUGGCUGUCCCAGGUCCAAACAAAGACAACAUCAGAGCAGGCUGCAAAAGAUGUGGAUAUCCUGGUCAUCUGACAUUUGAAUGUCGUAAUUUUGUCCGUGUGGAUCCGAGGAAGGACAUAGUUUUGGACGUGAGCAGCACCAGCAGUGAGGAGAGUGAGGAAGAGGAGCAGGAGGCUGUUAGCAAAGAGAAGGUCUUCGGCAGCCAUUCAAAAGGUUCUCAUGAAGAUUCUAGGAAAGAAAAACACAAAAAGAAAAUCAAAGACAAAUCUCAUCGAAAGGCCAAAAAGAGGUCUUAUUCAUCGAGUGAUGAUGGGGAAGAAGUGAGCAAGAAGAAGAAAAAGCACAAGGGCCACAAAAAGAAAGGGAAAAGGGAGAAAAGAGAGAAAGAAAAGAAACAUAAGAAAAAACAUCAAAAGAAAGACACAGACUCUUCCUCCUCUGACAGCUCUUCUGGAUCCUCAGACACGGACUGAAGCUUUGACAGAAUCACAGCUGGAACAUAACUAUAAAAUACCUUCUGCCAGACACAUUUGUACAUAACACCUUUAUACUUUAGAAAUAAAUUUUGUCUUUUA